This is a messenger RNA of Osmia bicornis bicornis, 3480 nucleotides long. It is a transcript of the gene Ocrl, whose product is annotated as inositol polyphosphate 5-phosphatase OCRL. Gene Ontology annotation, biological process: phosphatidylinositol dephosphorylation; signal transduction. Gene Ontology annotation, molecular function: inositol phosphate phosphatase activity; phosphatidylinositol-4,5-bisphosphate 5-phosphatase activity. The coding region runs from base 349 to 2922 and encodes 857 amino acids. Gene Ontology annotation, cellular component: membrane. The record is from RefSeq and is a predicted model, not a curated record. The transcript is spliced from 19 exons. NCBI's taxonomy places the organism in Eukaryota, Metazoa, Arthropoda, Insecta, Hymenoptera, Megachilidae.
AGUGUCAGUCCCUAAUAAGUUAAAACGAGGACUAUUUGUCCAUGUGUAAAAGAAUGCACUAUAGAUAAUAGUUGUCUUUGACAUACACGAAUGAAAUAAAUUUAAUCAUGCCUAAUAUCAAUUGCAAUAGUCUGUCAUUUUUAUUCUUUUAGUGGCGAAUUCAUUCAUUUAAUAUAAAUUAAUUGUUGAGGAUGUUUUAAUAAAAAUCAAUGAUGAAUGAGUCAGUCAUGACAAAUACACUCGUAAUUUAUUUGUAGUACUGAUAAAGUAAGUUUACAUGAGCAUUGGUUACAUGACAUAAAGAUCUCAUAUAAAGUAUAUUGAAAAAUAUAUCAUUUACUAAUAAACAUGUCAUCAGCAGAGCAAUCAGUGAUUGUACAAUCAAAAUUUGUUUCUGGAGAGACUGUAAUAAUUGCAAUCGAAGCUUCAUUGAUACAAGGCUGGGUUAAAGCUGCAAGAAUUGUAGCACUUCUGAACAAAGGAACAACCCAUGCAUUGGUCAUUUUAAUUACCUCUAGAACACCUCCACAAGUUUAUAGUGAUCUUACAAUAGAAAGGAUAUUACCUAUUGAUCAAGAUUUCAAAUGCAAUAUAAAUACAAAUGAAAAACAACAGGAUACUCUUGAUGUUUAUCUUAAUGUUACAUCAAGGAAAUUGCACCUAGUAUUUGAAAUGAGACCUGGAGUAGAAACAAGUUCUUUAGUAUCUGAAAUAUUUAGAGCUAUAGAAGUAUAUCAAAAAACAAAAAAUUCAGCAUCAGAAUUUUUGUGGAUACAAAAAUUAACAGGAAGUACACGUAAUUUAAAUUCCAACAAUAAUGAAGAUGUACAAGACAAUACUGAUCCUUUAGUAGAUUUGGAAAGUCCAGUUUUAGUUGUCACAAGACGUAGUAUUGCUUCUGGUAAGUCUCCUGUGGCUGCUAGAGAAUCAGCAGUACGGUAUCAAAUGGCAUGCAAGGAGGAUGAUUAUACAUACAGCAAAACAUUCCGCGUAUUUAUCGGUACAUGGAAUGUAAAUGGUCAACCACCAAAUAAUAUUACAUUACAUGAUUGGUUAAGUUAUGAUAAAUCACCUCCAGAUAUAUAUGCAGUUGGAUUUCAAGAAUUAGAUUUAACUAAGGAAGCAUUUCUUUUCAAUGACACUCCAAGAGAAGAAGAAUGGAGACAAGUUGUAGCAAAAUCUCUUCAUCCAGAUGGUGUAUACGAACAAGUAGCCAUAGUAAGAUUAGUGGGCAUGAUGUUGAUUAUAUAUGCAUUACAUAGUCACAUGCCGUAUAUAAAACAUGUAUCAGUUGAUACAGUGGGCACUGGUAUUAUGGGUAAAAUGGGUAACAAGGGUGGAGUGGCAGUAAGUUGUUCUAUUCAUAAUACAUCUAUUUGCUUUGUUAAUGCUCAUUUGGCAGCACAUUGCGAGGAAUAUGAAAGGAGAAAUCAAGAUUAUGCAGAUAUAUGUACACGGUUAUCUUUCUCAAAAUAUGUUCCACCAAAAAAUUUUAAAGAUCAUGACCAGAUCUAUUGGCUAGGAGACUUGAAUUAUCGAAUAACAGAAAUGGACGUUGCAGUAGCUAAAGAGCACAUAGACGUUGAAAAUUAUGUUCCUGUCUUAGCUCUAGAUCAACUCGGUCAACAACGACGAUUAGGUCGUGUUUUACAAGGGUUUCAUGAAGCAGAAAUAAAAUUUAAACCAACGUAUAAAUAUGAUCCAGGAACUGAUAAUUGGGAUUCAAGUGAAAAGAGCAGAGCACCGGCAUGGUGUGAUCGUAUCUUAUGGAAAGGAGAAGCAAUCACAUCAAUUGAUUAUAGAAGUCACCCUGAACUAAAAAUUUCUGAUCAUAAGCCAGUCAGUGCAAUUUUUGAUUCCCAGAUCAGAAUCAUUGACAUAGCAAAGUAUCGUAAAAUUCACGAAGAAGUGAUGAAAAAACUUGAUAAAUUAGAAAAUGAAUUUUUACCUCAAGUGAUGGUGGAUACAACAGAAAUCAUAUUUGACACUUUGAAAUUCCUUGAACCUAGUAGUAAAGAACUUAUUAUCGCUAAUACUGGUCAGGUGCCAGUUCAAUUUGAAUUCAUAAAGAAAUUGGGCGAUACUAGUUAUUGCAAAGAUUGGUUAGAUAUAGAACCCUAUAAAGGUUUUAUAAAACCAGGAGAAAAAUGUGACACUAGAUUUGAAAUAUACGUCGACAAAAGAUCGGCAUGUAAAUUAAAUUCUGGAGAAGAUAAAUUAUACGAUAUUUUAAUUUUACAUCUUGAAGGAGGAAAGGAUAUAUUUAUCACUGUAACAGGCACUUACGAAAGAAGUUGUUUCGGAUCGUCAAUGGAAGCUUUAGUUCAUAUUCCAGUACCCAUUAGAGAAAUACCUAUUGGUAGAUUAAUGGAACUCGAAAAUAAUAAAAAUCUUUCCCAAGAACCUUACCCUGUUCCAAAAGAAGUAUGGUUCUUAGUAGAUAGAUUGUAUCGCCAUGGCAUAAAAACGGCAGGACUGUUUGAAACACCAGGACUUCAUAGUGAAAUUAUAGCCAUAAGGGAUUGGUUGGACAAUUGGAGUCAAGAUCCAAUGCCUGGUAGCGUGCACUCUGUUGCAGAAGCAUUGCUUUUACUUUUAGAGUCAACAGCUGAACCUUUGAUUCCAUAUAAUCUGCAUACUGUGUGUUUAAAUACAGUUACUAAUUAUUUACAAUGUAAACAGAUUGUAAUGCAGCUUCCAGAAAUAAGGAGAACAGUAUUUGUUUAUAUAUGUUACUUUUUACAAGAAUUAUUAAAUCAUACCCAAGACAACGAAUUAGAUGCCAAAACCCUCGCAACACUGUUUGGAUCAGUUUUUUUAAGAGAUCCUCCAAGAAGUAGAGGUGACCGGGAUAGAAGGAAAGCUUUAUUUGUUUAUCACUUUUUAGUUAAUGAUCAAAGUGACUUUAUUCUAGGUCGAUAGUAAUAUUUAGAAUUAAAAGAACUUACUCAUUAAAUAAAAUGCAACUAAUAUAAGUUUUAAAAAAAGUAGAAUAUUUCACUUGUUUUAUUUAGCUGAAAGUAAUAAUAUGCUUAGUAUCAUAUUAAAAAAAAUAUUUUGCAAUAUUUAGUAUUUCUAUAAUAGUACUUAAUGGCGUAAAAAAAAAUUUUAUAACGGUAUAAUGCACGUAAAGUAACUUGCCAGUCUAAAAAAACGUGCUAACUAAAGACUUCGCGUGCCACAGUGAAAUACUCGUAAUUAGAUAAUAAGAAAAAAAACCAAGCUACAAUUCCAUCUAGUCUCUAUAGUCUGAAAAGACUAAAUAGGUAUUAUGUAAAUUUAUUCAUAAAAGAAAUUGUUCUUUGAUUAAGUUAAUUUUAUAUUACUUUAAAAUUAUUAUUACUGUUUAGAAUUACUGUUUAAUGUAUGAUUAUUUGAACGUCUACUCAGGUUCAAUAUGUAUGACCGUAAUGUAUUGGAAACGUGUUAACUUUUGUAUCAAAAUUUUAUUAAAAAAUACAUAUAAAAUGUGAUAAAUAA